AUGGCCGACAAGGACAGCGUGGAGAAAUACCUGGAGAACAACCCUCAAUUCGCCAAAGAAUAUUUUGACAAAAAGCUUCGCGCCGAGGCCCUGACCGCCGCCUUCAACGCCAACCUGGAGGUGAAGGACACGGCGUCGUUCAAGGAUGUAAACACGCUCCAGGAAUCCGUCAUCAUCUUCGACCUGAUCAAAGAGAUGCAGAAGCCGAGCAACCUGGAGCAGUCUCUCCACAAGGUCCUGCAGAGGAUCGCGCUCAUCAUCCAGGCCGAUCGGAUGAGUUAUUACGCGCUGAGGGGUCGUAACGGCACGCCAGAGCUAUACACGUGUCUGUUUGACGUGACGCCCACCUCCAAGUACGACAGUAACCUGGUGCAUCCGCAGGCCGAGAUUGUGUUUCCCACAGACAUCGGGAUAGUGGGCCACACAGCUGCCUGCAAGAAGCCCCAGAAUGUCGCUGAUGUCACAAAGAAUCCAAAAUUCAGCGACUUUGUGGACAAGCAGACCGGGUACAAGACCAAAAACCUGCUCAGCUUCCCCAUCAUGGCUGAGAAAGAGUGCAUCGGUGUCGUCAUGGCGCUUAACAAAAUCGGAGCCGAUGCUUUCAGCAAAGAGGACGAAACGCUGUUCCACAAGUACAUGACGUUUGGCCAAGCGGUCACCCUCCAGCACCACACGGCCUACAUGUACAACGUGGAGUCCAGGAGGAGCCAGGUCCUGCUCUGGUCGGCCAGCAAAGUGUUUGAGGAGUUGACAGACAUCGAGAGGCAGUUUCACAAAGCGCUGUACACUGUGAGAACGUACCUCCUGUGUGAGCGCUACUCCGUGGGUCUGCUGGACAUGACCAAAGAGAAGGAGUUCUACGAUGAGUGGCCGGUGAAGCUGGGAGACGUGGAGCCGUACAAAGGCCCGAAAACACCAGAUGGCAGGGAAGUCGUCUUUUACAAGAUCAUUGACUAUUUGCUUGAAGACAAGGAAGAAAUUAAAGUCAUCCCGGGUCCACCUGUGGAUCACUGGGCCCUGGUCAGCGGACUACCGACCUACGUGGCAGAAAAUGGAUUUAUCUGUAACAUGAUGAAUGUGGCUGCGGACGACUACUUCACUUUCCAGAAAGGACCAGUGGACGAGUCUGGAUUCGUCAUCAAGAACUGCCUGUCCCUGCCCAUCGUCAACAAGAAAGAAGAAAUCGUGGGAAUCGCUACUUUCUUCAACAGGAAAGACGGGAGGCCUUUUGACGAGCACGACGAGCAGAUCACUGAGGCCCUGACUCAGUUCUUGGGUUGGUCCGUGUUAAACUGCGACACGUACGACAAACUGAACCGAACAGAAUACAGGAGGGAAAUCGCUCAGGACAUGUUGAUGUACCAGACCAAGUGCACCUCGGCCGAGCUGCAGUCCAUCCUGAAUACAAAAGAGAAGUUUGAUUCUGAACCUGAAGACUGCGACCAGAAGGAGAUGUACAAAUUACUACGAGCCAAUAUCCCACCCGCCAACGAUGUCAAUGGUGAAGACCUGUACAAAUUCUCCUUUAGCGACUUCCCCGUCUCCGAGUCGGACCUCAUUAAAGCCGGUAUCCGCAUGUUUUUUGAGCUCGGCGUGGUGGAGAAAUUCAAAGUACCCCCAGAGACGUUGACCCGGUGGAUGUACACGGUGAGGAAGGGCUACAGAGCCAUCACUUACCACAACUGGAGACACGGCUUCAACGUGGGACACACCAUGUUCUGUCUGCUGCAGACCGGGAAACUGAGGAAAUACUACUCAGACCUCGAUGCCUUCGCGAUGGUAGCCGCUGCAUUCUGUCACGACAUCGACCACAGAGGAACCAACAACCUCUACCAGACAAAGAGCGCUCAUCCUCUGGCCAAACUGCACGGCUCUUCCAUUCUCGAGAGGCACCAUUUGGAAUACAGCAAAACGCUCAUGGGCGAAGAGGCUUUGAACAUUUUCUGCAACCUUCAAAAACGCCAAUUCGAAAACGUGCAGCACUUGUUCGACGUCUGCAUCAUUGCCACAGAUCUGGCUCUUUACUUCAAAAAAAGAACCAUGUUUCAAAAUAUCGUCAACGCCACGGAGCCGAUGACGGAUGAAAAAGAGGCCAUUGCUUACAUUUCAAACAAUCCAACCCGAAAAGAAAUUGUUAUGGCUAUGAUGAUGACCGGAUGUGACUUGUCUGCCAUUACCAAGCCUUGGGAGGUGCAGAGCAAGGUGGCGCUGAUGGUCGCAGCUGAAUUCUGGGAACAGGGAGAUUUAGAGAGAACUGUUUUAGACCAGCAACCAAUUCCCAUGAUGGACCGGAACUGUGCGGAGCAGCUUCCCAAGAUGCAGUGCGGUUUCAUUGACUUUGUGUGCGCCUUUGUGUACAAGGAGUUUUCCAGGUUCCACAAAGAAAUCCAGCCCAUGUUUGACGGACUGAACAACAACCGGUCGCACUGGAACGAGUUGGCGGAGGUCUACAACGCUAAGAUGAAGGCCAUAGAGGACGAGAAGAAGAAACUAGAGGGAGGGGGAGAAGAGAAAGUGGAAGGGAAGUCAAAAACCUGCUCCAUCUGCUGA
Molecule: messenger RNA, 2550 nt
Organism: Knipowitschia caucasica
Lineage: Eukaryota; Metazoa; Chordata; Actinopteri; Gobiiformes; Gobiidae
Source: the annotation of a GenBank genome assembly